Messenger RNA from Myxocyprinus asiaticus (Chinese sucker), 3903 nucleotides. It is a transcript of the gene clcn5a, whose product is annotated as chloride channel, voltage-sensitive 5a. The coding region runs from base 920 to 3355 and encodes 811 amino acids. The record is from RefSeq and is a predicted model, not a curated record. Gene Ontology annotation, cellular component: Golgi apparatus; synaptic vesicle; early endosome. The transcript is spliced from 12 exons. NCBI's taxonomy places the organism in Eukaryota, Metazoa, Chordata, Actinopteri, Cypriniformes, Catostomidae. Gene Ontology annotation, biological process: chloride transport; transmembrane transport. Gene Ontology annotation, molecular function: voltage-gated chloride channel activity.
CAAAACUGUAUGACUUUCUUUUGUCUGCUGAACCCAGAGAAUGUUAGUCAGAAUGUUACAGACUGACUCAGUCACCAUUUACUUUCAUUGCAUCUGAGGCCCUAACAUUUUCAUUUUUGGUCGAAAAUGCUUUGCAAGAUUUUAGGUCUGAAGAAAUUGUACUACCAAAGUUCCUUCAAGGCAAGUCAGUCCACUGGGCGCUCAUCUUUGAAAAGCUCCUGGGAAGCUAUUUUCUAUGGACAGAAGCGUCAUGAAAGUUCUGCUACUAUUCAUUUGAAUGAGAAAAGACUGAGGUCUCCAAACGGUUGGUCAUGAUUACAAUCAAAGAACAUAUUUCAAAUCAGCAUCAGCAGUCAAAUCUGACAACAACUGUUUCAGAAAUUGUGCUUCUAUAGCUCAGAUCACGAAAAAAAAAAACUAGUUUUCCGGCUGGUCCAGCUAUUGCGCAUGCGCGUUCUCGUGAUGAAUGACAGGCGAUGUCUGUAUCUACAAGGUGAGUGGCUCUAUUGCCUGUAAGGCGGGACCUUUUUCAAUUUGUCCCAUCCAUUUUUAUACAAGUGCUCCAUCUCUGCUAAAAACUCUGUGGCAAUACUGCACUGUCAGCAAUAGAAAGCGCCAUUGAGCUACGCUCGGUGCUUUAAAAUGUGAUUAGUUUCCACAACCCAUUAUUAACAAAGUACUGAGUUUUAUUUAUUUAUUUUUGUUUGUCUAAAGCUCAUAAAUACUACAUUUUAGUCACAGAAACGUUAAUUUCAACAACGAGUGACAGUGUUAAUCGAAUGCCGAUGCUAAAUCCUGUGUGUCCUCCACACUCGACUAUACAUGUCUCUCAGAGAUUGGACGUCACUGGCGUCGGAGCAUGAGUCAAACAAAAUAGCAAGUAAGGACAUUUCUAUGUCCGCCACAGUCUGGUGGAAAGAUGGAAAACACGGGCUAUUGCAGCGAGAGCUUCAACAGCCUGCAGAGCGGAACCAGCGAUGAGGACAUGGUGGAAAUCGCUGGAGCCACGCUGGACUUCUCCAGCACAGAUGACGUGCCCCCUCUGGACCGGGACUUGGGCUCUGGUGCUUCAUAUGGAGGUGGAGAUGGACCCAAUGGGGUUCCUAAACUGAUGGAUUUGCUAGAUGAGCCAGUGCCUGGGGUAGGAACUUAUGAAGACUUCAACACAAUCGAUUGGGUCCGGGAGAAAUCCAAGGACCGGGAUCGCCAUAGAGAGAUUACUACUAAAAGUAAAGAGUCUACAUGGGCUCUGAUGAAGAGCAUCAGUGAUGCCUUCUCUGGCUGGCUUCUCAUGCUGCUUGUGGGACUGAUGUCAGGUGCCCUGGCUGGUGGGAUUGACAUCUCUGCUCACUGGAUGACUGACCUGAAGGAGGGUGUGUGUCUGAGUGGCUUCUGGUUCAACCACGAGCACUGCUGCUGGAACUCUAACGAGACUACUUUCCAGGAGAGAGACAAGUGCCCUAACUGGAAAAGCUGGGCUGAGCUCAUUGUCGGCACCAAUGAUGGCCCUUUUGCCUACAUUAUGAAUUACCUGAUGUAUGUCUGCUGGGCACUGCUCUUCUCCUUCUUGGCUGUGUCUUUAGUCAGAGCCUUUGCCCCAUAUGCCUGUGGCUCUGGAAUACCUGAGAUCAAGACCAUCCUGAGUGGAUUUAUCAUCCGUGGCUACCUGGGCAAAUGGACUCUUAUGAUUAAAACCAUCACCCUGGUGCUGGCUGUGUCAUCUGGCCUCAGUUUGGGCAAAGAGGGGCCUCUGGUCCAUGUGGCAUGUUGCUGUGGCAACAUUUUAUGCCACCUCUUCACCAAGUACCGCAAAAAUGAAGCAAAGAGACGAGAGGUAUUGUCUGCUGCAGCAGCUGUUGGUGUGUCAGUAGCUUUUGGGGCUCCCAUCGGUGGAGUUCUUUUCAGUCUGGAGGAGGUGAGUUACUACUUCCCUCUGAAGACACUGUGGCGCUCUUUCUUUGCUGCAUUGGUGGCUGCCUUUACUCUUCGCUCUAUCAACCCAUUUGGUAACAGCAGGCUGGUGCUGUUCUAUGUAGAGUUUCACUCACCGUGGCACUUGCUGGAGCUCAUACCCUUCAUCCUGUUGGGUGUUUUUGGGGGAAUCUGGGGAGCGUUCUUCAUCCGUGCCAACAUUGCCUGGUGUCGCCGGCGUAAGACCACGCGGCUGGGACACUACCCUGUCCUGGAGGUGCUGGUUGUAACAGCAGUCACAGCCCUGCUGGCAUUCCCCAACAGCUACACUCGAAUGAGCACCAGUGAGCUGAUCUCUGAGUUAUUCAACGAUUGCGGCCUGUUGGAUUCCUCACAGCUCUGCAACUACGCUAAUGUAAGCGUUACCAAGAUCAACAGCGAUGCUCUGCCCGACAGGCCGGCGGGACUUGAUGUCUACACGGCCAUGUGGCAGCUGUCACUGGCCCUGAUCUUCAAGAUACUCAUCACUGUGGUGACAUUCGGCAUGAAGGUGCCCUCUGGUCUCUUUAUCCCCAGUAUGGCUGUGGGAGCGAUUGCAGGCAGGCUGCUUGGUGUGGGCAUGGAGCAACUGGCAUAUUACCAUCAUGACUGGGUUAUCUUCAGAGGCUGGUGCUCACCUGGAGCAGACUGCAUCACCCCGGGCCUCUAUGCUAUGGUGGGUGCCACUGCCUGCUUAGGUGGUGUGACUCGUAUGACUGUCUCUCUAGUGGUCAUCAUGUUUGAACUUACUGGUGGUCUGGAAUACAUUGUGCCUCUAAUGGCUGCCACCAUGACUAGUAAAUGGGUGGCAGAUGCUCUGGGUCGAGAGGGCAUCUAUGAAGCCCACAUCCGUCUCAAUGGAUACCCCUUCUUGGAGUCAAAGGAGGAGUUCAGCCACAAGACUCUGGCCAUGGACGUGAUGCGACCUCGGCGAAGUGACCCCCCACUCUCCGUGGUGACUCAAGAUGGGAUGAGUGUGGAGGAAGUCGAGUCACUCAUUGCAGAAACGUCAUACAGCGGCUUCCCCGUGGUGGUCUCACAUGAGUCUCAGAGACUUGUGGGCUUUGUGCUGCGAAGAGAUCUGGUCAUCUCCAUUGAGAAUGCUCGUCAGCGGCAGGAAGGUGUGGUUAGCGCCUCCCGAAUUUUUUUCACCGAAUACAUGCCUCCACAACCACCCAACAGUCCUCCCCCACUGAAGCUUCGUGGUAUCAUGGACCUCAGCCCAUUCACCGUAACUGAUCACACUGCCAUGGACAUUGUGGUGGACAUCUUUCGCAAGCUGGGCCUGCGCCAAUGUCUUGUCACUCACAACGGGCGUUUAUUGGGCAUCAUCACCAAAAAGGACAUUCUUAAACAUAUGGCCCAGAUGGCCAACCGAGACCCUGACUCUAUUCUCUUCAACUGAAGUGCCAAACUGGCUUUUAUAAGACACCAGCCAGUUUGAAAUGACCCACUGGGCAGAAAACACCAGUCUGGCCAAAUGAUUUGCACUAUAGAACUGCCAGUACUGGAAUAGAAUCCAUUCACACUGUGAAAACCAUUUCGUAGAGCCUCAUUGGUGCAGGCAUUACAACUACGGGAUGGAGAACUUACAGAAACACAUUCUAUGCACUCCAGCACAUAGCUUUAGAGGUGGAACUGAAUUGAAACUGAAGGCAGCCAAGUAUUGGUCUUUGCAAAAAGCCAACCUAUCAUAACAUAUCAAGACUAUCUCAAUAGUUACCACACAGGCAAAAAUCAAGUAUGCUCAAGUCUAAAUCAAUUGCAAUCAUAACAUUUUUAUAACUGUAGCUUAAAUCUGUUAUUUUUCCUGCAAAAUAUGGACAUUCACCUACAACCCCAAUUCCGAAAAAAUUGGGACAGUAUGAAAAAUACUAAUAAAAACAAAAAUGAGUGAUUCGUAAAUUAUAUUCACCCUUUGCUAUAUUAAAAGCUCUACAACUACACAUUAUA